This is a messenger RNA of Anneissia japonica, 5192 nucleotides long. RefSeq lists its product as uncharacterized. The record is from RefSeq and is a predicted model, not a curated record. Gene Ontology annotation, biological process: response to endoplasmic reticulum stress. Gene Ontology annotation, molecular function: protein phosphatase regulator activity. The transcript has 2 exons. Bases 460 to 2514 code for a protein of 684 amino acids. NCBI's taxonomy places the organism in Eukaryota, Metazoa, Echinodermata, Crinoidea, Comatulida, Comatulidae. Gene Ontology annotation, cellular component: protein phosphatase type 1 complex; endoplasmic reticulum.
GAUGCAAUAGAUUGAUUGAACCAGCGAGCGUAUGGGUCAAAAGACUAGGAUUAGAGCGAAGCGAUUCAUUUACCAGCAACAGAAACAGAAAAUAUACAUCGUGAAGAAAUCUGCUAUCGUAAAAAUGGAUUAUUUCGAGUUUACAGAAAGGAAAUCGUCUACUGAUGAAUGUGUUUAUGAAUUUCAACAAUAUUGUGAUGAGAACUCAGUUUGUAAUAUAGGAAAUCAAGACAAUUUUUUGAGUUUACCAAAUGACUUUUGCCUUGACGCGGAUCCACCGGCAACGAAGCACGUUCGGGUCAUCCAUUUUGACAGUAUGUAUUGGCAAGCUAAAAUCUAUUAAAAACGUGCUAACUAUACAGGUACACAAUGGUAUAAUAAGCUAAAGUUAAAGCACAGGACUAUUUAGUAAAGGCAAUUUAUUUUACUAUGUGUCUGUGAACCAAGUAAAUUAGAACAAUGGAUCCAAACUCGAUCCGAAAUCAACACGAGACUUCCGUAUGGCAAGCUCUAUUCAGGGCGCAACACCUACGUGUGACCAGAAACCUGGCGAGAAAACAAGGGCUUUCCAACCUGCAGCACCAACGCCCAUCAAGGGAAAGUGUAUCAUCUAGGCCUAGAGUCAAUUUGUUGAGGCUUGAUAGUCAAGGAGAGGAUAGGCCUAGCAAGAGUCCACCUAUUUUACCUUCUUCUAAAAGUAAUAUUUAUCAUCACUCUGAAGUUAAUUACUACAAGGAAAUACCAACAAUGAUUAAAUCAAAAAACUCUUAUUACUCACCACUGCCAGUUAAUCAAAGACUACAAAAUAUUUUGCAAACAAGAACUAAUGAGCUAAAUGCUGUUAUGUUACAAAGAUGUUCUAUUACGCAUUCAGAUAAAAAUUCAAGUGAAUUUAUAAAACUUGCACAGAUUUCAUCAUUUCCAGCAAAUGAAAAUAAGAUGCAAAAAGAGAAAAUCUUUGCGCCCUCUGUUCCGUUAACGCGACGUUUGCCGUAUUUUAGACCAAUGAUUCCGGUAGUAGGAAUGAGUGCUGCUGCUAUUCUGUUUGGCAGAUUUAAACAAGGAGCUAGAACUAACAUGUUUAUGCAAGCCCAUGCCUCAGAAGAACCACCCGAGUCCAAGGUGUUUGACAUCCAUCAGUCAUUAUCUUUAGCAAAAUUCGAACUUAGAGAAUUGCAAAAAUUGACAAUGAAUCAACAUCUACCUCAAAGUAACCAGGUUGCAAGGCCUGCUGUUACAGACAAUAAAAAUGAAUGUAUUCCAGAUAUUGAUAUCAAGGGUGAAAAAAUGAACCCAAAAGAUGUAGGCCUAGAGGAAGUUGACCCUCUUCUUUCCACAUUGUCUGUGGAACAAGAUAUAAAAAGCAAUGAAUGCAAUAACCAAAGCGAUGUCAAUCUUCAGGCAUCUCCAACAGAUCAUCAUUCUAGUAAUGAACAUUUAAGUGAAGACAGCUCAUGUUAUUUCAGUUCCGAAUGUAAUGACGGAGAUGAUGACAGUGAUGGUAAUCGUAGAAGCAAUGCUUCCGAAGAUGAGAAUGAUGAAGACGAUGAAGAUUAUAGUGAUCAAGAUAGCGAUUGUGAUUCAUCAGGAUCUCUAUCUGAUUUUGAAAGCGACACUGAGUCGUACGAUGCAUCCAGUGAAUAUGAAUCUGAUUCUGAUAUUGAAAGUGAUUCUGAGUCUUGGUCAAGCGAUGUCAAAAAUGAUGAGGUUCCUGUAUGCGCCAAUUCCAUCGUCUCUUUCAUCUUAGGCCAAGAUAGCGAAGCUGCAGGCAGCAAGGACAGUGGCUUUGAUGAAGGGGAUGAACAAACACAAAAUGAUGCUGACAAUACAGACCAGGUUGAUGAGGAUCGUCUAUGGCGCUCUUUCAUGGCAUCUGGAGAUCCUUACAACCCUAUUAAUGGAUGGAAGUGUUCUUCAGAUAGUCCAUUCCGAGGAAGUGCCUCGGUGAAUCAAAGUGGCCUUGGUCCACAAGAAGUGCAAUCCCCAUCAAACCUUAAGUCAGACAAUGCAGAGCCACAUUACUCGAUAUCUGAUGACGAUAUCUCAACAGAUGUCAAACAUGCUGAUUCAUCUGGUCAAACUAAAGAUGACCAGCAGACACAAAAUGGUAAAGUGGAUGGAGUGUCUUGCCCAGUUAUUAAAUGCCUUCUAUCUUGUGCUAUGCCAUCCAAUAAAACUAAUCUGAACAAUAAGUCUAAUGAAAUUAAUUGUGAUGCUGCUGUUAAUACUGUAGUGAACAUUGUUAAAAGCUGUUUCAAGAACAAGUUGUCAGGACAACAAGAAAAACAAACUAAGAAAGUCUCUUUCAGUGACAAGGAUGUUAGCUCCGUUGCUUACGAAAACCCUGCUUGGUACGACGACUACCGUGAAGUGCGCAAACCAUAUUGGGAAAGCUUUGCCCGUGACCGAUUUCGGUUCCACCGAAGAGUGAACGAAAUCAGCGAUGCUAUUAGCUACUGUUUUGAACCGAACCACCGAAGAAAGAUAAUGAAAACGCUCAAAAUAGACGAAUAAUUUUAAUGAAAUCUUUUAUGCAAAUAUGCUGCAUUGAUAUUUACACAAUUUUUCAUACAUGAAUUAUUAAAAAAAUUAUUUAAUAGUUGGUGGUACUGGUACAAUUCUUAUAUUAGUUGUGGUGGGCAUGUCUCGCAUUAGUCCUGCUGGCUGAGGUGGUGUAUGAUACCAAGAAGUGCAGUUAAACAGUACUUCAUACCACAACAUACAGUACAUUAACUAUAGAGGUCUCAUUUAGAUGCCAGAAACCAGUAGUCACUGUAUGGGAUACAAUUUAAUUAUUAUAUGGGUGUGGUUAUUUACCUAAUUCUACCUGUGGAUGAUAAUAUAUGGACCUUUGAAAGGGGAGUGUUAUCAUCCAAGAUAGUAACAAUGCAUUAGAUAAUAGUUUAAUUAAACAAGCUGGGUUAGUGAACAGUAACUGUAUGAUAGUGUACAGUAUAUAAAUUAUAUUGGAAGACAGCACUUUUUAACUAUUUAGAAAUAGUACAUAGACUUUCAGAGAGAUAUAAAGCCCUGCCCAAACCAUCAAAUUUUGUCUGACAAAAACAUGUGAUAUGCCUAAAUAUGGUCAUGAUGACAUCACAUCAUGACCAUAUACAGGUAUAGGCACAUCAUCACUAACUAUGGGCAUAGAACAUUACUUUGUUAAAGAAAAUCUGAUAAUUUGGACGAUUGGUGUGUGUUCUGUACUCUAGGUAGUCGGAGAAUGAUUCUCGUACAUGUUUUCUCUGACAAAGUCAAAAUAAUUAGAGAUAUUGUCUGUUUAAAGGUUGGCAGACAAACAGACAUGCUGUUGCCUUACAUUUUAAUAUUAUACAUACUGUAGUACUGUAUAAAGUUUAGAAGUGGUUGGGAUUUUAAUUGUAAAUAGAUUCCAUAGAUUUUUUUUAUAUACAGAAUUUAGGAGAAUCAAAGAUGUUUAUUAACCUACACCAUGUUUGAAUAAUUUGUUCUAAUAUUGUGAUAAUAUUGUUGUGUUAAUUUAGUGAAAUGUAGUGCAGAUUAGUCUACAAACCAAUGAGAAGACAUUGGGCUUGUCCUAUUCCCACUGUGCAAGAAAAACAUGCUUUAAAAAUACUGUACCAAUCAAAACAUAAUUUAAGAAAGCCAAACAUCUCAUCUUUGUUAUUCUAAUUUCCUCAAUACCUCGCUUUACUUAACCUUGAGUGGGCUGUGUCUGGCAUGGAAGAUCUUAGUACCUCAGUUUUUACUAUAUAUCACAGUACAUAGGGACCAUUUUAUGCUUGCUACACAAUUUCACAACCAUUAAACAUUAACCAGCAGUUUUUAGCUCCGAUGAGGAGCUCUAGAAACACUUGGCUGAUUGAUUAAUAGAUCUUUUUGUAUGGGCAGCCAUUAGGUCCAAUAUACUCUACUGCCUCUGUUAUACUACCAUCAUCAGGCCUUUUGAGAUUACAAGAACUUGUUUAACGGUUAAUACUAUAAACAUUACGCAUUUUGUUCUACAUUUCCCAGUGUAACUGUUUUGAGAUCCACAACCCCAAAUUGUGUUUUAAGGUAUAUUUAUAUUGCAUAUCAUCCUACAGUAUAUUAAAUAGUUUGCCUAGCCAGUUUAUUUUAAAUAACCUCAAUCUUUUGCUAUUAUUGGUAGCUUAUGUGUGAAUGUCACACAGGUAAAUGUUCAAAAAGAAGUUCUUUAUUUCCUCCAUGGUUAGCCUAGGAAGUGUUGUUCACCUCAUCUUUAAUCCUAUUUGUUAGGCACUUUUAAAGAUCCUAUGUGGAUAAAAUCUUGAUUCUUUAGUCUGUAAAAUGUUGUCUUUCAUCAUUUAUAAUUGACAAUUUAUUUUAUGGUUUCUAAAAUAUAAAAAUGUAUUAAAUAAUUAGAAAGAUGGUAUACAGUACAGUAUUAGAUUUUCCCUUCAGACACAAGACAUUGUUUAAUCAGAUUUAAUCUCAUAGUGUAUUGCAUCAGAAAUUGCAUGCGUCACCAUGUUUGUUGCAAGUCUGAUAUGUAUCAUUAACAUAUUGACAGAUAAUUGAUAGUACUAUGUAAUAUUGUAGAUAAAAAUUCUCUGAAUGUAUUAAAUACUGUAGUUGAUUUAUUUAAUAAUAAAAACUCAGCUGAUAGUAGUUAAACAGAGUAAUAGUCUAUUAUGGUGUGGUUGCACUUCUUAAUUAUUGAGUACUCAUUAAUCAGUGUGUCAUUUAUAAGAUCUGAUUAACUUUAAAUUAUACUAUUUCCUAAAUUUACUCCGAUUUAUGUCCAUUAUUAUGAAAUUAAUAUGGCUGUUUACUAAUGUAGUUUUAAGUUCCCUAACUCAAUUACAAAGUGAACUGUAUUUGCAUUUUGAUGCAUCUUUUAUUGCCCAUUUAAGACAUUGUCAUUAUAUACAUAUUAUACUAAUUUUAAGUCAAUCGUGAUAUCAUCACUGCAACUCCCAUUGUUAUCUUCUAAUUCCCAACCAUGCACUUAUUUUUGAUUAGUGCAUGGCUUGCUUGAUCUUUUUUUUAAAUUCAAUAGAAUAAGAAACAUUCUUUGGAAAUGGUGGGUGUACCGUAAACUAGAUGUACUCAUUGUGUUUUAGCCACAAACUCUUCAAUUUAGUACAUUUGGUUAUUAUAAAUAACCUUGAUGGUACAUAAUUUACAUGUUACAGGAAAAGCCCUUUGUUUUCUUGUUGAAUUUUAUCAAUAAAAUAUAACGACUAAAUAAU